Osmia lignaria (orchard mason bee) is the source of this 781-nucleotide messenger RNA. RefSeq names its product mitochondrial ribosomal protein L12 (gene mRpL12). Gene Ontology annotation, molecular function: structural constituent of ribosome; mRNA binding. The record is from RefSeq and is a predicted model, not a curated record. Gene Ontology annotation, cellular component: ribosome; mitochondrial large ribosomal subunit. Gene Ontology annotation, biological process: translation. Lineage: Eukaryota; Metazoa; Arthropoda; Insecta; Hymenoptera; Megachilidae.
GGCUAGCUUCAUGUAGGUCACUGGCUUGAGGGUGUAAUUCUUUUUCACGUUUUCAGUGUGUUUCAGUGUUUCAGUGGUUUUCAGUUACUGACUGUUUUUGUGGCUGAGGUUUUGAGUUAUUCUUCGGAAUAAAUCAUUAAAUAAAUAUGAUGAAUGCGGUACGAUUUGUUUGUCAGCGAAAUGUUCGCCAAAUUCGUCAGUUCCAUAAAUGCAUUGUUCAGCACACAGAGGUAGAAGCAACUACUGUUAGUACACCUGCAGAAUCCAGUUAUGUUUCUACAAAUACAGAUAAGAAACCAGAAGUUAGUUCUAAGAUAGAACAAAUUGCUAGUCAGAUUGUUGCCUUAAAUCUUAUAGAAGUGGCACAAUUAAGCGAUUUGCUAAAAAAGAGGUUAAACUUACCGGAUGCACCUAUGAUGCCUAUGGGUGCUUUUGUUGGUGCACCUAAAGCUGAAGAAGAAGAGGAAGAACCUCAACAAGUACAAACCAUAUUUACUGUUAAAUUAAAAGCUUUUAAGGAUGAUCAAAAGGUUGCUUUAAUCAAAGAAAUGAAGACUAUACUACCAGACUGUAAUCUUGUACAGGCUAAGAAAUUUGUUGAAAGUGCACCAGUAGUGGUCAGAGCUGAUAUUCCAAAAGAAGAAGCAGAAAAGCUGAAGGAGGCUAUUGAAAAAGUGGGUGGUGAAGUUGAAAUUGUAUAAUUAUCUUGUACAAAUAUACAUUGAAAAUUUUACUAAAGUGGUCUGAUAGCAUUUUUAUAAUAAAAUAAUUCCUAUAAUAA